This is a messenger RNA of Geodia barretti, 987 nucleotides long. NCBI's taxonomy places the organism in Eukaryota, Metazoa, Porifera, Demospongiae, Tetractinellida, Geodiidae. The record is from the annotation of a GenBank genome assembly.
GGGGCACACCCACUUAACCCCCUCGACUAGCUGGAAGGAGGCAUGGCGGAAAGAGAGAGGUUCGAGCGAGCUGCAGAAUACAUGAGGAACGCCUCGGGUCUGAGGCUCAGUAACGAGCAGAAACUCCAGCUCUACGGUUACUUCAAGCAGGUAAUCACCUUCCUCGUCAGUCGUUGCACCACGUGGCUUGACCUCUGAGGAAUCAUUGACUAGCUAGGCUGUUGCAUCCGUGGCUACAGCAUGUUCUGCAUACGUGAGUGUGUCAUUAUUCACAGGCCAAGGAGGGAGAAUGCACUACAACCAAACCCGGAUUUUUUGAUUUCACUGGAAGAGCAAAAUGGGAGGCGUGGCACUCUCUAGGAAGGAUGACAAAGGACGAAGCGGUGACACAGUACCUAGCGACUGUGUCUGCGAUAUCUCCAGAGUGGGAGACCGUCUCACCAACAGAGGAUGGAGGGGACGAGGAGGGAGAGGGAGGAGGGGGAGGAGUUGGACCAACAGUGAGCAGACUGGCAGACCAGGAGGAGGAGCUGGCAGAGGAGGAGAAGACGGUGUUUGACUGGUGUAAGGAGGGUCGCGAGGACCGGCUCCGCUCUCACCUCACUCCCAACAACAUCAACAACAGAGACAAUGAGGGAAUGACUCUGUUGCACUGGGCAUGUGACAGAGGCCGUCUCAACAUUGUGGAGUUGCUGGCCACCAGAGGAGCCGACAUCAACUCACAGGAUGAUGAUAAACAGACACCAUUGCACUAUGCAUCAUCAUGUGACCAGGUAGACGUGGUUACCUACCUCCUCUCUAAAGGGGCAGACCCUUCAAUCAAGGACUGCGACGACCUUACCCCCGCACAGGUCGCGGGAGACCCCAGCACAAGACAACUGUUCCACACCUUAUCUGACCAAUAAACUUCUCAUUUCACCACUACUAUUCUCAUCCACCAUCCAAUGCAAAGCAAACCCUUGAAUUUACACUUGAAAACAUGCCAAC